AUGACGGGUAUCACAACUGCAAUCGUUGGCCCUAAACAGAGAGAUCCGAUCAAAACUACACCACUGCCCAAGCGCCCUUGGGAUGAGCUAUCUGCGGACUUCGCAGGUCCCUUCCCUUCUGGAGAACUUCUCCUCAUAGUAAUCGACGAUUACAGCAGAUUUCCUGAGGUUCAAAUUGUCAACUCAACCUCUGCUCGCACAGCCAUCCCAAAACUGAUGGAGAUGUUUUCACGAUUUGGCACACCAAGUGUGUUGAAGACUGACAACGGUGCGCCAUUCAACUCUGGUGAGUUUGCAGCCUUCGCAAAGAAACUAGGCUUCAAACACCGGAAGAUUACUCCACUAUGGCCUGAAGCGAACGGAGAGGCUGAAAGGUUCGUACGAACCUUGAACAAGUUUGUUCAUGCAUGUCAAGCAGAACAUUCUGAUUGGAAAGUAGAGUUGCAGAACUUCUUCUGCCAAUACAGAGCCGCACCGCACACUUCAACGAAAAUUUCACCGCAUAAGGCUCUCACCAGCAGGUAG
Molecule: messenger RNA, 525 nt
Organism: Aplysia californica (California sea hare)
Lineage: Eukaryota; Metazoa; Mollusca; Gastropoda; Aplysiida; Aplysiidae
Exons: 2
Coding region: 1-525 (174 amino acids)
Biological process (GO): DNA integration
Molecular function (GO): nucleic acid binding
Source: RefSeq, a predicted model, not a curated record